This is a messenger RNA of Mycena citricolor, 2103 nucleotides long. Lineage: Eukaryota; Fungi; Basidiomycota; Agaricomycetes; Agaricales; Mycenaceae. The record is from the annotation of a GenBank genome assembly.
AUUCCCGCUUGUCAGUCAAAUGUCAUCGCGGGCGACCGGGGUUCGACUCCCCGCCUGAGAGCUUUUUGAUACUGGGUUUCUUGGCACUUUGGCACUUGUUCCCUCUGCACGAGAUCAUCAGUCACUCGCCGCAUUGGCGACUUCCAUUUGAGAUCGACCUUGGGCCUUGGCACUCCGUCUAUCUUUGAAGCCCAUUGAAAGCCUUGGUGGGACGUACGGAGACCCAAGAGCUUACGUUACAAUUUCAUACAAACUUGACUCACAGUCCCUGACUGGGCGGUCCGCUCUGGCCCGGCCACGAACUCACGUGUUGACACUGCUGGGUAGUCGCAUCACGGCCGGGUGCCGUAUCUUCCCUCCUCCUGGCUUCCAGUCUCUGCUUACAGCUCUCGCAAGGAUAUGAUCUGCGGAUUCGGCGACAUCGGAGGCUUACCAGAUUACGCCGCGGGCUGGGUGUCAACAUCACUGCAUAGCUUCUGAGAUCGAAGUCGCACGGGUGUGCCUUUCCACAAAACUGUCGGCACGCUGAUGCGUUGUGCAUCUCAUGACCCCGGCCAACCGUGGAGUUCUCGUCACAUGAAUCGCAAAGCCUCCGGAGAUCCGCCGUGACCCUGGCCAAGCGCGUACAAAAGUGGAGCCAAGGGACAGAGGGCAUGUCAGUGGCACGAUGAAGUCCCUCUGCAGCACGCUCCUCGCCGCCGCGAUCCUCCCCGUCGCGCUCGCCUGGGACACGUUCGUCGUCCCGCACACGCCGGGCGCCGACGACAUGCCUGCGUUCGCCGCGCUCGUGGGGAACCACACCACCAACGCGACGAUCCUGUUCGCCCAGGGCACGACGUACAACCUCUUCACCUCGAUCAAGUUCCCCAAGCUCACGAAUGUCGAAAUCGCAGUCGAAGGAAACCUGACGUACCCGAACGACAUCGCGGCUGUGCAGAGCGUCGUCGCGUCGUCGGCGUACGGCGGAUCGUGGCUCACCUUCACGGGCGGCACGAACGUCACCCUGCGCGGCUCGAAGCAUCCUAAGUGGGGCUGGAUCGACGGGCACGGGCAGCAGUGGUGGGACGCCAACCAGCAAGUGAACCGCCCGCACGGCAUCGCGUUCAGCAAGAUCACGAGUGGGGUCAUCAGGGACAUGAAGAUCUGGAUGCCCAUUGGGUGGAACUUUGCUACUAGUGGCGUCAACAAUGUCCACAUCUACAACAACCGCAUCGAAGCUCGCUCGAACAACGCCUCGUCCUUCCCCUUCAAUACCGAUGGUUUCUCUGCUGGUGGCAGCAACAUUUUGCUCGAGGAUAACUGGGUCGUCAACGGAGACGACUGCUUGACUGUCGGCAGCGGUGCUACGAACAUCACAUGGCGCAACUCCUACUGCGAAGGUGGCCACGGAUUAUCGAUCGGGUCUCUGGGGAAAGGCGGAUCGGUAGCGCAGGUCCAGAAUGUCCACAUUGAAAACACAUUCAUGAAAGACUCUCUCUUCGGAGCGCGUUUCAAGAGCUGGACGGGCGGCAAUGGUGCCGCGCGCAACAUUACAUGGAAGAACAUCGCCUUCGAGAAUGUUCCGUUCCCGGUGUGUCCAUCUUCCCACCGACACGACUUUCAUCUGAAAAUCUCUCUGCAGAUCUACGUGACACAAAACUACUGGGACCAGGGCAUCGGUGCCCGGCCGAACUCUACCGGUGACAUCAAUAACACUCAUAUCGUGGACUUUUUGUUCGAGGGUUUUGCCGGAACGAUACUGGACACCCCGGGAUACGUCGAAGGCUCGUGCGUGACGGACCCCUGCUGGUACGCGGUCCCGAACGCGACAGGCCGGGAGGUUGUCAUCCUCGAUCUGUACCCUGGCACCGCGACGAAUGUCGUCGCCAAGGACAUCUUCGCGCGCACGGUGACGGGCCGCCCUGUCGCUGUCAUGUGCAAUGAGACGACUGUCUCGAAUGAUGUCGGAUUCAAGUGCUGGGACGGGAAAUUCCUGCCGGAUCGAGCUGGCUUCUGAGCGGUGGUGGUGUUGGAAUCACAGUUGUGUAUCCCGGAACCGUUCUGAAUCAAUCUAAUCGAAAGCAUGUCAUGCAACGGUUUAUGACAUUUGACUCGUUGUAAUCA